AUGUUUAAUGAAAUAGAAGGAGAGUACGAUGAUGUGGUCAUUAGCACUUUCAAGGCUGGUCUUCCAGCCGAGCAUGAUUUGAGGAAAUCUCUAACUGGUAAACUUGUUACUAGUGUACGCCAAUUGAUGGAUCAGAUUGACAAGUCGGACCGGUACAAUAAUAACCGACCUCGGAAAGACUUUGUUGGGCAGUCAGGAUCUGCUAACACCCAGGCGGUUAACGCUGUGUUUCGAGAGCCAGUGCAACAAGUACUAGAGAAGAUUAAGAAUGAGCCGUUCUUCAAAUGGCUAAACAAGAUGGAAGGAGAUCCUAUGAGAUGCAACCAGAGCCUUUAUUGCCACUAUCAUCAUGAUCAUGGACACACAACUGAGGAUUGCAGAAAUUUAUGGGACCAUUUGGACCAAUUAGUCCGAGAAGGGAAGUUGAAGCAACUCUUGCAUCAUUCCAGUGGUCGGGUAAGCCAAGCGGGCUUAGAGCUUCGGGGAGAUGCUUCUUCAAGACUCCCCAUUGGCACAAUAAACUUUAUUUUUGCUGCCCCGAGGAGGACUGGAUCUUGUCCUUCCAGGGUAAUGUCGAUAUCCCGUUCUCCAGUCGAUGAGCCUAGCUCAAUGCCUAAGAGAGCCAAGAUGGGCAUCCCGUUAGUGUUGGGUUUUUCAGAUGAGGACAAAGUUGGAACCAUACAGCCCCAUGAUGAUGCUCUUAUGGUUACGCUGAGAAUUGGUGAGUACGAUGUGAAAAGGGUGAUGAUUGACCAAGGCAGUGCUGCUGACAUAAUGUACCCUGACUUGUAUAGGGGGCUAAAUUCGAAACCUAAGAACUUGACGGCCUACAGUUCUCCUCUGACCUUGGCUUCAUACCCUGGGGGUCGUCUCCUCUACUCUACACCAGAAGAUGAAGUACCCAUCCGGAGACCAAGUUUUGGAGAUAGUAGGAAGUCAAACUACAGCCCGACAAUGCCUGGUAGCGGCUAUCCAACAUCAGCCUGA
Molecule: messenger RNA, 987 nt
Organism: Quercus robur (English oak)
Lineage: Eukaryota; Viridiplantae; Streptophyta; Magnoliopsida; Fagales; Fagaceae
Exons: 3
Coding region: 1-987 (328 amino acids)
Source: RefSeq, a predicted model, not a curated record